UGAAGCAAGUCGAACAGUGAAAAUUUAUGCAGUCUCCACCUAUUUACGAAUUGUUGCAGAGAAAAUAUACCAUAUAUAAGUGAUAAUAUCGCCUUUUGUGAAGAAUAUUGGUCAAAUAUACGUUCCAAUGCAUUUGGGAGCGGACAUUUCUAGUGCCCUUCAGCAAAUCGAAGCUGUUAAGAAGGGCAUCGAUGAGUCUGACGAUGCAAAACUGCAAAUGCAGACAGCCGAGAGCCUCAAAACAAUAUUGGAUAUAUUGCAAGAUCCUGUGUUUCGCACAAUUGUACAUGUGCAGGACUCACUUUCUGAAUUGAAUGCACAAUUAGCGCAGCACCCGUCGAUGCUUCCCAAUGAUUUCGAUAUUGACGUGGCUGGUAAUCUGGUAUUGAGCAUCAAUGGUGGAGAUGUGAUGUAUGACUUUUCUUCAGCACCGCUUUCUCCACAUUCCGGACCAAGCAGCCCUGGUAGUGGGCAAUUGACUCCGUCUGCCCUAGUAGGCGCAGUAGAGACCGAUGACCAAGGCCGUCCACAGUCGCAAAAUUCUAAAGUAGCUGGCGAUCUAUUCUCUGCUGAUUAUGCGCAAAUACAAGCAAUUGAGUUAGUCAAUGACGGUACCGGACUAGGAUUUGGCAUCAUUGGAGCGCGUACUUCGGGUGUGACUGUGAAAACUAUUUUGCCGGGUGGCGUCGCCGAUCGCGAUGGACGUUUGCGUUCAGGCGAUCACAUUUUACAAAUUGGCGAUGUGAAUUUGCACGAUAUGGUAUCAGAGCAGGUGGCAGCAGUGCUGCGGCAAUCGGGUACGCACGUGCGUCUCGUAGUGGCGCGUCCAAUGGAGCACACUUCGCCUGGGCAAUUUGCGCUUGAACCUGGUAGUGCUAUUGUACCUACCCGAGUGCUGGUCGACCCAGUUGAAUUAGAGCGUUACUUAAUAUCUACUGGUUAUCCUGAGAUAUUUGGGGAGAGCUCUACAGCGUCUACACCACAAACUACAACAGAAGACGAACGCUUCGUUUAUCGUUCAGAUGACAUUUCCAAACGUCCACCAAUGGCCGUUCCUACUAUCGACUUAGAUGAAUUGUUGGCGUUGCCUGAAACCGAGAAGCUACAAGUUGAGCUGACCAAAGAUGCUAAUGGCCUCGGUAUUACUAUAGCCGGUUAUGUUUGCGAAAAAGAGGAACUCUCAGGUAUAUUUGUGAAGAGCGUAUCAAAAGGCUCUGCUGCGGACAUGAGUGGUCGUAUUCGUGUUAACGAUCGUAUUAUUGAGGUGGACGGCCAAUCUUUGCAAGGAUUCUCUAAUCAUCAGGCGGUUGAAUUGUUGAAGAAAUCAGGACAAGUGGUGAAUCUGCGACUGGAGCGUUACUUACGUGGUCCCAAGUACGAACAAUUGCAGCAGGCCAUUGCUGCCAAUGACAAGAUACCAAGUGGGACGUCGACACCUUCGCGAGUCAAUUUGCCUUCUCCAAUAGCACCAGUCACAUCACAACGCGCAUCCACAUUGGCUAAAGCGCUAUCUUCAACACAUGCUAUGGAGGAGCUACACGAUCCGUCUUUGGACAGCAUUGGCAGUUUGCCACCAGUCACGGGCGCAGAUGCAUUUUUGGUCGUCACUUCGCCAUCUUCUUCAUUGGUACAAACGACCACUUUGAGUAGUUUUGGUUCUGGCAAAAAAAUGAUAGCAGUGCGCGACUCCAUCGAUGGGACUCCUAAGAUCAUACCCACCGAUAUAUCGAUCGGUUCAAUUGGCAAGUCGGAGAGUGAGUUAACCGAAGUAGAGGAACCGAUGCAAGCCAAGAAUACACGUUUGAUUUCACGUCACAAGUACUACACUGAUCCAGAUCUCUCACCGGAAGUUGAACAAGAGAUCAUACGCAAAUGGAAAAAAAUUGUGGGACCAGAUGUUGAGGUUAUAGUCGCCCAAAUUAAGAAGUUUGCUGUUGGUGGUUUGGGUAUAUCCCUAGAAGGUACAGUCGACGUCGAGGGAGGACGUGAAGUACGUCCACAUCACUACAUUCGUUCGAUUUUGGCUGACGGACCCGUUGGUGUAAAUGGGGUACUUCGAUCUGGUGAUGAACUUUUGGAGGUGAAUGGCGAACGUUUGCUUGGAAUGAAUCAUUUAGAAGUAGUAGCCAUCUUGAAGGAGUUACCUCAAGAUGUACGCAUGGUUUGUGGGCGCGGCAAGAAAGCAUUAAUGCCGUUCUCGGAUGAUACUUUAAAGAAAUUAAGUAGUAAUUUUGAGAAUUUAUUGCCAGCCUCAGAUCGAUUGGUGAAAGCCAAAUCCGAUGGCAGCUUGGCCACUGCGGUUUCGGUCAAUGACGAGUCUUUCAAUAAGUUGAAGUCGCGCUCGCUGGAACCACUCACCGGAUUGGCAAUGUGGUCGUCUGAACCGCAGAUAAUCGAACUGGUCAAGGGCGAUCGCGGUUUGGGCUUCUCCAUACUAGACUAUCAGGAUCCCUUAGAUUCCAAAGAUACAUUAAUUGUUAUACGCUCGCUAGUGCCUGGCGGAGUGGCACAACUAGAUGGUCGUCUUAUACCCGGUGACCGUCUGCUAUUUGUCAAUUCAAUUAACUUGGAAAAUGCAUCGUUAGAUCAAGCAGUACAGGCGCUUAAGGGUGCCUCAAAAGGUGUAGUUCGUAUAGGUGUUGCCAAGCCAUUACCUAUGACAGAUAAUUCUUUGAAAAGUACCAACACCAACAACGAUGAGUCGAAAUGUGGAGACGCAUCCAUUGAUACGAGCGGAAUAGGUGGCAGCGAGAACGUUUCCAUGCAACUAAGCAAUGCUUCCACUAGUAUUGUUGAACCGGAUUUGAUACCCGAUUGGCGAAAAUAAGAUAAAAAGCAUUGAGACCGGAAAAAUGGCAGCGCGUAGAGCAAUAAAGUAAUUUGGAUAUUCUUAUGUGCACCUAAAUGUAUUCAUUAAGUGUAGCUGCAAUUGUUAAAAUAUAUUAUACUUCGAGGUUACAGUAGUCGUAACGAUGCAUCAAAAUCAUGCACGAAAUAGUGGAGCGAGCUCAACAGAAAUGUUGACGUCUAUAAGGCGUUUAUUUCUUUUAACAACUAUUUCAAUUGAAUGCUUGAGCGACUGUACUUAAAUUGCAUAUUUACAUAUUAUUCUCUUUUAGAGUACAUUCCAUCUGGCAAUAAUUAAUGCCAGAAUAUUAUUUUACCAUGGUAUGUUCAUAUAUAUGUAUUUUUCAUACACAUUUGAUUAUUAUUGUUUUAAUAUUCUCUCACAAUAUAUUAUUUAAACUA
Messenger RNA from Anastrepha obliqua, 3249 nucleotides. RefSeq names its product patj homolog (gene Patj). The coding region runs from base 128 to 2827 and encodes 899 amino acids. Gene Ontology annotation, molecular function: protein binding. The record is from RefSeq and is a predicted model, not a curated record. The transcript is spliced from 2 exons. Lineage: Eukaryota; Metazoa; Arthropoda; Insecta; Diptera; Tephritidae.